This is a messenger RNA of Phragmites australis (common reed), 1893 nucleotides long. RefSeq lists its product as uncharacterized. The transcript has a single exon. The record is from RefSeq and is a predicted model, not a curated record. Bases 92 to 1513 code for a protein of 473 amino acids. Gene Ontology annotation, molecular function: protein binding. Lineage: Eukaryota; Viridiplantae; Streptophyta; Magnoliopsida; Poales; Poaceae.
CGCCUCUCGACGCAAGAACCACAUCCCUUCCGCCUUAAUUCUUCCCUCCUCAGUCCUCACGCGAUCGAUCGUUUUGUGUGCCGCGUUGCCAAUGGCUAUGAGCAAGCUCGCCGCUGCAGCCGGGAGGCCGGGCUGGGCCGACCUCCCGCGCGACCUCUUUGAGUCCGUCCUCGGCCGCCUCCCCGUGCCGGACCGCCUCCGCCUCCGCGCCGUCUGCACCGCGUGGCAGUCGGCCGCCGAAACCGCCACCGCCACGCGGCUUCAGGCCGUGCGGUCCCCGUGGCUCAUGCUCCCCUUCAACCCGACCGCGCACAGACGCACGAGGGGCUGUGGCGAUGGCGCCAAGUUCUUGGAGGCGCGGUUCUUGAGCCUUUCGGAUGGCAGGUCGUACGCCAUCCGGCAGCCGGCUCCCGCCAUCUCCAACCGCUUCUGCGUCGGCUCGUCGGAUGGGUGGCUCGUAACCGCCGACGCCGCCUCGGAGCUGCAGCUCCUGAACCCGCUCACCGGCGCGCAGGUGACGCUGCCGUCCGUCGCCACGCUCCCGUUCGUCGAUGCCAUCCGCGACUCGGACGGCCGUGCCGUAAGCUACAACCUUCGGUACUGUUUCACUGAUGCUGACGGCAACGGAGACGAGGUGGUGAUCCCACCGGAGACAGUCGCGCCGGACAGGCUCCGGUACAAGCUCUACGAGAAGGCCAUCCUCGUGUCCGCGCCACGGCGGGUGACCCCGUCGGGCUCGUGGGGCGGCUACGCCGUGCUGCUCAUCUGCCAGCCCCUGCACCGUCUCGCCAUCGCCCGAGCCGGGGACACGAAAUGGACUCUGCUCAUCAACACACCCGCGCGCUGCUGGGUCGACGCAGUGCGCGCGUCCUCUGCGGCCAGCGCCGAUGGGACGCAACGGCGAGCGGUGUACACGAUGGACACCGCGGGGCGCGUCGAGGCCUGGGACAUGGACGCCACCACGGACGCUAUACUGACACCGUCCAGGGCGAUCGCACCUCCGUGUUGCUGCACGGAACGCGAGUGCUCCAUGUCGGCAGCGUGCCGCAAGUACCUCGUGGAGCUCUCGCCGGGGCACCUGCUCCAGGUGCACCGGCUCCGGGACGCGGCGCACGCGCGGUACAAGUGGGAGCCCCGGCCGGAGCACGUCGAGUACACCACCACCAAGGUCGUGCUCUUCGAGUGGACGGCCGGCGCGGGAGGUCGUGUCCAGUGGGCGCUGGUGGACGGCAAGGACACCAGCCGCGUCUUGGCCGGUCGCGCGCUGUUCCUGGGGAAGAACGCGUCGCUGUGCGUCCCGGUGGACGGCGGCUGCUGCCCCGAGAUGAGGGGCAACUGCGUCUACUUCACCGACGACGGGCAGUGGUCGCACGACAGGUGCCACGAGGUGGCGCCGGACGUGGGGGUGCUCGACCUCGCCGACGGGAGCUACAGGACGCCGCGUGGCGCAGUGCGCGACCUGCUCUGGAAAUGGCCGCCCCCGGUCUGGGUCUUCCCGUCGAUCGCCAACUGAUUGAUCGGCUGUCUGAAUGGCAAUGCUAGCUGGUUUCAUGAGAUGUUCACCAAUCAGGUCACGUAAGUUUUAGAUAUUUUCUGGAACUGUGGCGGCUCAAAUUCCCGUUGGCCCGCUGCUGCAUGUGUCUGUGUGCAUAGCUCUGCAUACCGCUAGUCUGCUUGUGUGAGCUGUAAAUUUGUAGAAACUUAGUAAUAAGAACGUGUGUGACAGAGAUCAAUCUCUUGUUGGCCUCAUGGAACGACACCAUGCUGGUUGGUACACAGGUCAAUCUCUUGUUGACCUCAUGUAACGACACUCUGCUGGUUGUAGCGAUGUCGUCUUCAUCUUUGCCAUAAAAAAGGUCUUCUUCUUUGCCAUAAAUAAGUCUUCUUCUCGAA